AUGACAGAUCAAAGUAUUGAUGAAUUGGGACCAUCAGAAUUAGGUACUCUUGAUUAUUGGGAAAAAGUUUACACAGACGAACUUGAUAAUUUCAAAGAUCACGGAGACGUAGGUGAGAUAUGGUUCGGAAGAAAUAGUUUACAAAAAAUUAUACGUUGGAUAACUACAAAACUGAAGCUUGAUAAAGAGAAUGAUAAAAUAGUAGACAUUGGAUGUGGAAAUGGAAUGGCAUUAGUAGAACUUGCAAACAAAGGUUUUACAAAACUAGUGGGUGUUGAUUAUUCACAAAAAGCAAUUGCCUUAGCUCAUGAAAUAUUGAAAGAAAAUAAUAUAUCACAUAUUAACUUAAAAGUCUGCGAUAUUUUGAAUUUAGAAACACAUGAAUUAUUAAGAGAUUUUAAAUUAGUACAUGAUAAAGGGACUUAUGAUGCAAUCAGCUUGCAUCCACAAGAUCCUGCAACAAAACGAAAGAAGUACAUAGAAAAUGUUAAUAAAAUUCUUGUACCUGGUGGUUAUUUAAUUUUAACAUCCUGUAACUGGACCAAAGAGGAAUUGGAGAGUCAUUUUCAAAGUAGUUUUAACAUUUUAGAUGUGCUUCCAUUUAAUACGUUCCAGUUUGGUGGACAAACAGGAAACACUAUAAUACAAUUAGUCUUUCAAAAGAAAUGA
Dufourea novaeangliae is the source of this 669-nucleotide messenger RNA. Its product is annotated as protein-lysine N-methyltransferase mettl10. Bases 1 to 669 code for a protein of 222 amino acids. NCBI's taxonomy places the organism in Eukaryota, Metazoa, Arthropoda, Insecta, Hymenoptera, Halictidae. The record is from RefSeq and is a predicted model, not a curated record. The transcript has 4 exons. Gene Ontology annotation, cellular component: cytoplasm. Gene Ontology annotation, biological process: peptidyl-lysine dimethylation; peptidyl-lysine monomethylation. Gene Ontology annotation, molecular function: protein-lysine N-methyltransferase activity.